GACUAUGACCACAGUUUAUUGCAAUGGAGGACCAGGGAGCCACCAGUAUGCGAGAUGGAGUCAGGAAGAUAGCGGAGAGAACCAUACUAAGAAAGAUGUGUACACAGAAGAUGAGCCAGGCUACCAACACCACCUAAGGCCUUUUGAGAAACUCAUUCUGGAUAUGUCCCAGGAUGAAAAAGUGGUAAAAGAAUUAACUCUGGGGAAGAGGGUUGGGUUUUACAGCAUCAGAGGUAAAAUUGGAAGUGGGAACUUCUCCCAAGUGAAACUUGGAGUACACUCUCUGACCAAAGAAAAAGUAGCCAUCAAGAUCCUGGAUAAAAGUAAAUUAGACCACAAGACCCAGAGACUCCUCUCUUGUGAAAUUUCUAGCAUGGAGAAGCUGCACCACCCAAACAUUAUCAGGCUUUAUGAAGUCAUGGAGACCUUCUCCAAACUAUACCUGGUCAUGGAGUAUGCUAGUGGAGGGGAGCUUUUUGCUAAAAUCACGACAGAAGGGAAGUUAUCGGAAGAAGAGAGCAAGCACACUUUUUCCCAGAUUGUGUCUGCCAUUAAACAUAUGCAUGACAACAACAUAAUUCACCGGGACCUGAAAGCUGAAAACAUCUUCUACUCCAGUAACACAUGUGUGAAGGUGGGAGAUUUUGGAUUCAGCACAGUAAGUCAGAAAGAGGAAGCCUUGAACACGUUCUGUGGUUCUCCUCCUUAUGCUGCUCCAGAACUUUUCAGAGAUGAAAGCUACAUUGGGAUUUAUGUGGAUAUCUGGGCCCUAGGAAUCCUUCUGUAUUUCAUGACUACGGGGCUUAUGCCGUUUCAGGCAGACACGGUGGCCAAGCUGAAAAAAUGCGUUCUUGGUGGAAUAUAUAGCUUGCCGCCAUUCCUGUCUGGAUCUUGCCAGAAACUGAUCUGGGCGGUCCUGCAGCCAGUUCCAUCAGAACGCUGCUCCGUUGAUUACAUUAUGAACAGUGAAUGGAUGACUGGUGUACAAUACCCAAAGCCCUUUGAACCCUUUAAACUGGAUCCCAAAUUUUUGUCAGAGGGCAGAACCCUCCGAAAGGAAGAGGCUGAGGUGAAAACCAUUUUGAACCAUUUGGGAAUCACAAAAGAGCACAUUCAGAAUAACCACGGGAGAGAUUCCCACAGCUCAAUAACUGGGACUUACAGAAUUGUUCUUCACAGAGUGCAGAAGAAACGGGCCAUGGAGAUUGUUCCUAUCAUCAGCCAACCUGAACCCAAGAAACAAAGGUCAAAGAAAAAUCCGUGUCCCUAUCGGGGCCACAAAUAUUCAUCAAAGCUCUGCUUGAUUUUGUGAAGCACCUCCCUGGCUUAGU
Molecule: messenger RNA, 1331 nt
Organism: Candoia aspera
Lineage: Eukaryota; Metazoa; Chordata; Lepidosauria; Squamata; Candoiidae
Gene: NIM1K
Product: NIM1 serine/threonine protein kinase
Exons: 3
Coding region: 5-1312 (435 amino acids)
Biological process (GO): microtubule cytoskeleton organization; protein phosphorylation; intracellular signal transduction
Cellular component (GO): cytoplasm
Molecular function (GO): tau-protein kinase activity; ATP binding; protein serine/threonine kinase activity
Source: RefSeq, a predicted model, not a curated record